CUCAUUUCUGUCCCGAAAAUCAGAAUGUGGCCGUCCUGCACAAAACCUCAAGUUUGCAAAGCACGCGUGAAAGGGUCUUGGGUUCUCUGUCCCUUCUGUUCCGGUUUCUUCUACUUUGCUGCAACUAAUGCACAAGCCUGUACUUGUUUUCUAUUUUUCCCGCUAACCGAUCAAAAGAUGUCACAGAAGACCCCCCAGUGUUCUGCGGAUAAGCCUUCCAACGGGAAUCCGGCGGACUCCGCUGCCAUCCCGGCGGCCGAGUGUCCCAACUCGUCCCGUCAAAACGGGGGAACGUCGUCCUCCCCGGAAAGCGGAAGCUCCAACGGCGAUACCAAGCGAAGCGGGAAAAGGCGGCGCGGCAAGAAAAGUACGCGCAAAGCGGAGACUCCCGGCGACGGAGCCAAAACCGAAGACCAGUCCGAGCGCCGAGCCGGACCGACUGCCCUGCAGGCGGAAUGCGCCAACGUGUGGUUCCAGCGAAGCGUUUACGAGCGAGCGGAGAGCCUCUAUCAGCGCUGGUUGGCCAACUCGGGCAAAGCGAGCGCAGAGUCCAACGGCUCGGCCGCGAGUCCGCCGAGGCCCCCCAUGAAGAAAACUUGUCGACUAGACGGAACGCCAGAAUCCUCGCAGUGGAGCGCGACACACUCUGGGUGCGGCUCGGUCCCCACUCGGGACUUGGCGGCGGCCCGAGCGCCCGAGGAAGGCCGCCGGUCUCCCGUAAGCGUUGGACCCCAGCAGAGGGCGCCAACGACCACGAAGCGGGCGCUAAACGGGCUGUCCCCCGUUUUCGCAGAAAUGUUGGGAGACAUCUGGCUGGAGAAGCCGCUGUAUGAUCGCGCCGAAGCCGCCUUCUACCAAAGUGUGUUUGGCAACAAUUGUCGCCAAGGCUCCGCCUCCUCCGGCACGUGCCCGCCCCAAAGCUCAACGGAGGCGGGGCCGGCGGAGCAACGGCGAGCGGCGGCGCCGCCGCAGGCCAAAUCCGAAGCCUUCCACGCUCUGCACCCGAUCCAGGAGGAGGACGAGCCCGCCGAGACGCUCGGCCUACGAGAGCGACUCGACGCCGGCGCCGCCUACUUCCUUCACCCCGACGGCGAGCGCGUGUGGUUGGACAAGCGCAGGUACGACGCGGCCGAGAUGCGUUUCCACGCCCGCCGCCGGGCACAAGAACCCGGCGAAGCUCGCCGGCCCAAAACGGACACCUCGUCGCCGCCGGACGUCGCCGUCCCGCCCGGGGAAAACAACAUGAGCGCCGUCAACUUCCCGGGCCAGGAGAAGAUCUGGUUUGAGAAAAGUCGCUACGACGAGGCCGAGCGCCGCUUCUUCGAGCGCGUGGCCGGCUCCUCGCCGUCGGCGCCGACGGUCUGCGAUGCGGGUGCCAUCGCCAUCCUCCAAGACAUCGCUCGUGCCCGGGAGAACAUUCAGAAGUCGCUUGCGGGAAGCACCUGCAGCAGCAGCGCCGCCGAUCAAGAAAUGAUGUCUCGAAUCAAAAGCCUGGAGCUGGAGAACAAGAGUUUAUAUCGAGUGGUCGAAGAUUUGAGGGCAUCGUUUUCCAAGCUGGAAUGUCGAGUCGCCGUCUUGGAGAAAAGCCCCACAGCGGCGCCGGCGGCGGCGGCCACCGGUCCUUCAGUCCCCUACACAAACGGAACCGCCGUCCAGCAGACCGGCGACCCGGCGAAACGCAACAUCAGCGAUGACGACGAUCUGGACUUGUUUGAUAGCGAUGACGACGAAGAGGCCGAGAAACUCAAAGAGCAGCGGUUGAAAGAUUACGCCGAGAGGAAGGCCAAGAAGCCCGGCGUCAUCGCCAAGUCCUCCAUCUUGCUGGACGUCAAACCGUGGGACGACGAAACCGACAUGGCCAAGUUGGAAGAGUGCGUGCGCUCCGUGCGAGCCGACGGCCUCUUAUGGGGAAUGUCCAAACUGGUUCCCGUGGGUUACGGCAUCAACAAGCUUCAGAUCUCCUGCGUGGUGGAAGAUGACAAGGUUGGAACGGACCUGUUGGAAGAAGAGAUCACCAAGUUUGAAGACUACGUUCAGAGCGUCGACGUCGCGGCUUUCAACAAGAUUUAAAGAGUUGUCUUCUCGUCCUGUCCGUUCCCACGCUUUGUUUUAAUGUCACAUAAUAAAAGAUUCUUGCACUGAG
Molecule: messenger RNA, 2143 nt
Organism: Hippocampus zosterae (dwarf seahorse)
Lineage: Eukaryota; Metazoa; Chordata; Actinopteri; Syngnathiformes; Syngnathidae
Product: elongation factor 1-delta-like
Exons: 8
Coding region: 25-2070 (681 amino acids)
Biological process (GO): translational elongation
Cellular component (GO): eukaryotic translation elongation factor 1 complex; cytosol
Molecular function (GO): translation elongation factor activity; guanyl-nucleotide exchange factor activity
Source: RefSeq, a predicted model, not a curated record